Messenger RNA from Sesamum indicum (sesame), 1763 nucleotides. RefSeq names its product protein DETOXIFICATION 40. Gene Ontology annotation, molecular function: xenobiotic transmembrane transporter activity; antiporter activity. Gene Ontology annotation, biological process: xenobiotic detoxification by transmembrane export across the plasma membrane. Lineage: Eukaryota; Viridiplantae; Streptophyta; Magnoliopsida; Lamiales; Pedaliaceae. Gene Ontology annotation, cellular component: membrane. The record is from RefSeq and is a predicted model, not a curated record.
CUCAUCACUCACUUUCACAAAUUGAAUUGCUGGCAUGGAGCAGCCCGUGGACGACCACAACCCACCAGCUUCUUGUCAUUCGAUGCCACCGCCGCCAUCGGACGCCGUCGCCAGUCACUCCAGCUCCGAGCUCGAAAAGGUACUGUCAGACGCCGAUUUGCCAUGCCUGAAGCGUUAUAGGAAGGCCACGUGGAUCGAGCUGAAACUCCUGUUCAAACUCGCGGCACCCGCCGUCAUGAUGUACUUAAUAAACAACGCAAUGUCCAUGUCCACUCGCAUCUUUUCCGGUCACCUCGGCAAUCUGGAGUUCGCCGCCGCUUGUCUCGGCAAUCAAGGCAUCCAAUUAUUCGCCUACGGACUCCUCCUAGGCAUGGGGAGCGCGGUUGAAACACUCUGCGGGCAGGCGUACGGCGCGGGCCGCUACGAAAUGCUUGGCGUCUACCUGCAACGCGCCACCGUGGUGCUGAUGAUGUUCAGCCUUCCGAUCGUGGUGGUCUACGUGCUAUCGAGGCCACUUUUGCUCUUCAUCGGCGAGUCCAAACAGGUAGCGACGCUGGCGUCGGUGUUCGUGUACGGUCUGAUCCCGCAGGUGUUGGCGUACUCGGUGAAUUUUCCGAUACAGAAGUUCCUCCAGGCGCAGAGCAUAGUGGCGCCGAGCGCGUUGAUCUCCCUGGCAACGCUGGGGGUGCAUUUGCUGGUGAGCUGGAUUGCGGUGUACCGGGUGGGGUUAGGGUUAUUAGGUGCGUCGCUGGUGCUGAGCUUGUCGUGGUGGAUAAUUGUUACGGCGCAGUUCGUGUAUAUUGUGGCUAGCCGAAAAUGUAAGGACACGUGGACAGGGUUCAAGUGGGAGGCUUUCAGCGGUCUUUGGGAGUUUGUGAAGCUGUCUAUUGGCUCCGCUGUGAUGCUGUGCUUGGAGACGUGGUACUUUCAGGUACUAGUCCUGAUUGCGGGAUUGCUGGAGAAUCCUGAACUCGCCUUGGAUGCACUCUCUGUGUGCAUGUCGGUGAAUGGACUACUAUUCAUGGUCUCAAUCGGAUUCAAUGCUGCUGCUAGCGUGAGAGUGGGGAAUGAGAUAGGAGCAGGGCACCCCAAAUCGGCGGCGUUCUCCGUCAUGAUGGUGAAUUUGGUCUCUUUCAUGGUGGCCGCGGCGGAGGCCGGCAUUGUUUUAUCACAGCGCCACAUCAUAAGUUACAUUUUCACCGGGGGUGAAACGGUGGCCAAAGCGGUGGCAGAUCUCUGUCCAUUGCUAGCAGUCACUCUCCUCUUAAAUGGCGUCCAACCAGUCUUGUCCGGAGUGGCCGUGGGUUGCGGAUGGCAAUCAUUUGUGGCAUGCAUAAAUGUAGGUUGUUACUACAUGGUGGGAAUUCCAAUUGGUUGCCUUCUUGGCUUCAAAUUCAACCUUGGUGUAAAGGGAAUUUGGUCUGGCAUGAUCGGAGGGACAAUGAUGCAGACCCUCAUCUUACUCUGGGUAACAUUUCGAACAGACUGGAAUAAAGAGGUGGAGAAAGCAAGAAAGCGUUUGGACAAGUGGGAAGAAAUCACAGAGCCCCUUCUCAAGGAGUAAAAGAGGCUGAACAACUUUAUGAUAAAGCGGCAAAUAAAAAGGCAUAUUGCCAAGCCUUCAGACAAUGCAUGGCCAGGCAUCACUGCUCUUGUUAUUGCAUUCAUGAAAACAUGACCAGUAUUUACCAAAUCAUAUGGCCAGAUGUACGAAAAAAGAAAACAAUGAUAUUGCUACUAUUUUGUUCACCUUUGUUUGAGGA